This is a messenger RNA of Octopus sinensis (East Asian common octopus), 2804 nucleotides long. RefSeq names its product coiled-coil alpha-helical rod protein 1-like. Gene Ontology annotation, biological process: protein export from nucleus; cell differentiation. The record is from RefSeq and is a predicted model, not a curated record. Lineage: Eukaryota; Metazoa; Mollusca; Cephalopoda; Octopoda; Octopodidae. The coding region runs from base 228 to 2627 and encodes 799 amino acids. The transcript is spliced from 20 exons. Gene Ontology annotation, cellular component: centriole.
GUAGUGGGACUGAACCCGAAACUGUGUGGUUGGGAAGCAAGCUUCUUACCACACAGCCACAGCUAUGUUAAAACAUGUAAAUUAAGACACAAAUAUAUGGGAUAUAAACAUUUAAUAAAGCAUGGAAUAUUAAAAGAUAGCUUGAUAAAUUUGUCUGUUACUAAAAGUUGCAGAAUAAAUUUUAACCUUCACCUCUAUUUACGACACUACUUGUUUUCGUACGAAUAAUGGCAGUUCAUUCGGAGGGAAACGAUGAAUUCCAACUUCUACCACCAACUGCUUUCGAGACAUUUUCUGUGGUUGGUGAUGCAAACAAACAACUCUUUGAAGUGAAGUCUGAAAUUGAAAUGUUGAAAAAGGAAAACAAAAAAUUGCGGCAGCAACAAAAAGCACAAAUAAGUGAUUCUAAGUUUGUUUCUCCAACUAGUGCUGUGUCUCCCAUGAUCACUUCUGACAACACCAAUUUCUUUCAACAAUCAUAUUUAGAAAACCUUCUUACACGUCAAGCGAGUGAGGUUUUUGACCUUAAACAGCAGAUGUGUCAGCUUACUACAGAUCACAGAUUGGCAAUGAAGUUGGCUGAGGAACAAAAGCAUUCAGAAAUUAAGGAAGUGAUGCAACAGCAGCAUAUAAUGAUGGAAGCAUUUAAACAUAAGCAUUAUAUUCAAAUUAAAGAAAUGAAAAAUGAAUAUGAACAGAAUGAUCAAGAAAAAGAUGCGUUAAUUCUAAACUUAAAAACAGAACUUAAGGAGAAAAAGAAUCUUUUUGAAAACCAGAUAAGAGUUCUUAGUUGUGAUACUGAUGUACAUAUAAAAAGUCAAGGUGAAACUAUUCACAUUCUUCAACAACAAUUAGAAACAGCUGAAAUUGAAAUUAAACAACUGAGUGAACAGUUAAAAAACGCAAAGGAUUCUUUUAAAGUUGAGAUUUUGCAGAAGGAUGAAGAUAUUUGUUUUAAAAGCAGGGAAAUCAAAAACUUAAAUCAGCAGAUACAACAGUUAAAGACAUAUAUUGGUGACACUGAGAAUGUGCCAAAAUCUAUAGAAAUAUUGGAAACAGAUAAAGAAGUGCUGCAAAGCAGAAUAAAAAUCCUUACAAAAGAGAAAGAGCAUUUACAAUCAAGCAAUGAUCUUUUGAAGAUUCAGUUAACAUCUAUUAAUGAAAUCUUAACUUUACAAGAAGCAGAACUAUCACAGUAUAAAGCUAAAUACCAUGAUAAUGAACAAGAUGAAAUUUUACUAAUUAAAAAAUGGAGAGAGAAGUUAUUUUCUGUUAUGGUCCAGCAUAGAUCAGCAGUAAUUCAACAAGAAAAUGAUAUUGUGAAGUGGAAAGAGAAGGUAUCCAAUAUACAAAAUAAAUUGAAUAUAUCAGAAAACCAGAUCCAAAUAUUUAAUCAUUCUUUGUCAAAUAAACAAGCAGAGCUUGACAUCACAAUCAAUGAAAGUAAGAAAAUUCAAGAUGAUCUCGCAAACGCUCAGGAAACACUCAACUCUCAAAAUACUUUCUUGCAAGACAAUCAGGAAAUAAUGAAGAACUUAAAGGAGUUUUGUUUAAGCUUGUCUGGAAAGUUUGAAGAAUUUUAUCAAAUGUUUGCCUCAGUGAAUAAGAAAUUGUCCUCAUAUGGACAGCGGGUUCAGUUUGCCAGCAGCAGAAUAUUGUUGAUAAAAGAUAUUAUGGCAAAACAGAAAUAUUUGUCAAAACUUCAACAACAAACAGAGCUGCAAGAAGGUAAAUACAGUGAAACAUCACCAGAGAAUUCAGUAACUUCUGAGAAAUGUGUUGAAAGUUUAGAAAGUACUCCUGAACACAUAAUUGUGGAGUUGCAACAAUUGCAGAAAGAACGGGAUUUGCUGUCUUCACAGCUUUCUGACCUCACUGCUGGAGUUGAAGAGAGAAUGCAAGCAGAAAAAACAAAAUAUGAAUUGCAAGUCUCUCAUCUGAAAGAAGAACUCCAUAAGAGUAGUAUAUCUUUCCAGGAAACAUCCAAAAAAUUGGGAAAUGUCUCUAAUCAAUUAUUUGAACUACAGACUUGUUUGGAAGAAAAAAAACAAAAGAUAGAGAUUUUGGAAGGAGAGUUAAAUAACCAAAAAUCGGAAUCUAAAGAAGCUUUGCGAAACCAAGAAAGGGUUCAUGAUGAAAUAUUGGUAAAGCAGGUCUCUGAAAUGGAUGAGAAAUUGAAUGAAGCUCGAAGAGAACAUAUGAAAGCAGUAAUCUCACUGCAGCAGAAAGACAGACAGCUUGACAGAGAAAAGGGGCAGUUAGGGCAGCAAAUGGAAAAACUCGAGGCUCAUCUCAAGUAUCAAGUUACAGAAUUAGAAAAAGAACUGCAAACAGUGAAGUCAGAAAGAAAUCUAAUUAUGGCUACACUUAGACAAGAAGGUCUUAUUGGUAAAAUAAGACUUGACAGAAAACAACCCGUGGACAAUAACAAUACGUCUGAUAGAAAUCAAGCUGAAUCUGAGAGCAAUAGAGAAGUAAUUGAUAGCUGUCAAGUUCAAACAAAGAAUACUUUGCCUGAAAGUUCACACAGAAAAGUUGAAUCUCUUCAGGAACUUUUCAAUGACAUCAACGCUAUAGCAAAGUCGGUAUAUGAAGAGGAUUCCUCUGAUGAACUGUCUUCAAACUAAAUUUCUUUUAUGUAUACAAACUGAAAAAGAAACAAAAUAUCCUUAUUUAAACUGAAGAAACAAUUAUGAUUUCUUGUUUCUUUGAUGGCAUCCCCCAAUUUUCUAAUUAAUAUUUCUUAUAAAUUUUGCUAAUUAAUUCUUUUCCUGAGCUAAUUAAAAUUCUCUCUGUUAUGUUAA